Molecule: messenger RNA, 1678 nt
Organism: Anopheles marshallii
Lineage: Eukaryota; Metazoa; Arthropoda; Insecta; Diptera; Culicidae
Gene: Lkb1
Product: serine/threonine-protein kinase stk11
Exons: 6
Coding region: 1-1668 (555 amino acids)
Biological process (GO): protein phosphorylation; regulation of cell growth; glucose homeostasis
Cellular component (GO): cytoplasm
Molecular function (GO): ATP binding; protein serine/threonine kinase activity; protein kinase activator activity
Source: RefSeq, a predicted model, not a curated record
AUGAACACCAGCCUGUCCACGGAAAUACCGUACUCGAACGAUGAUGACCACCGUAGCAAACCUACGAAUGCAUCUCACAAUAACAACGGAUCCUGCGUGAAUGCGCAUGAGAACAACACAGACGGCCAAGACCGGUUUGCCUUUGCCUGUGAUGAUCCACCAUCUGAUGCGCGGUUGCAUCCCUCCGACAGCUUAGACGAUGAUUUGGAGGAUGUGUACAAGACUUGCAAUAGCCAGUCGGUGGUCGAAUGGAUCAACGAUGACGAUGAGCUGGAACGGUUGGAUCUGCCGAUCGAGCCCUUGGACCCGACCGGUACCGUGUUCAACCGGGUUGAUAGUUCCGACAUCAUUUACCAAGAGAAGAAGAAAAAAUGUAAACUCGUCGGGAAGUACGUAAUGGGCGACGUACUGGGUGAGGGCAGUUACGGCAAGGUGAAGGAAGUGCUCGAUUCAGAAACGUUGAAUCGUCGCGCAGUAAAGAUUCUAACCAAACGCAAACUACGACGUAUUCCAAAUGGCGAGCAGAAUGUGCGGAGCGAAAUCAAGUUGUUGCGAAAGUUGCAGCACCGCAACGUGAUCGAACUGCUGGAUGUGCUGUACAAUGAGCAGAAGCAGAAGAUGUAUCUCAUCAUGGAGUACUGCGUCGGUGGGCUGCAGGAGAUGCUGGAUUCGGUGCCGGAAAAGCGGCUACCGAUACACCAGGCGCACGACUACUUUGUCCAGUUGUUGGAUGGGUUGGAGUAUCUGCACGGUUGCGGUAUCAUACACAAGGACAUCAAGCCGGGCAAUCUGCUGCUAACACUGGAUCAUACACUGAAAAUAUCGGAUUUUGGUGUAGCGGAAGCAUUAAAACCUUUCGCCCUAACGGACGAAUGUACGACCAGCCAAGGAUCGCCAGCCUUCCAACCUCCGGAAAUUGCGAAUGGGCAUGAUGUAUUCUCAGGGUUUAAAGUUGAUAUCUGGAGCACGGGCGUUACACUGUACAAUAUAACUACCGGAUUGUAUCCGUUCGAAGGUGAUAAUAUUUAUAAACUGUUAGAAAACAUAGGUAAAUGUGAAUGGUAUCCGCCGUCAUGGUUAGAGCCCCGGCUGGCCGAUUUGCUCGUUAACAUACUGCAGGCGGAUCCACGUAAACGGUUCACCCUGCAACAGAUACGGCACCAUGAAUGGUUCCUGUUUGCCCCUGAUGCAACGAGCCCGCUCGUACCGAUACCACCGUUAAAAGGCGAUUGGAAUAGAUGUUCCACCGUGCUGCCUUACCUGAUAGCUCACCACUACGAGAAAGAUCGCGACAUGCCGUACUACACGGAGCACGAUGUGAAUGAAAUGGCACGCCAACAGCACGAUCAUUACACGGACGAUGGACUGUACGAUCGCACCUAUCUAAUGGCACAGCCGCUAGAGUCACUAUCGUUCCAUUCGGACGAUCCGGGCAGCGAAACAGGGACGACGCGACGUGCUUACCAGCCGCAGCCAAACAGUGGCAGUGGCUGUUCCACCGUAGAUAAACGGCCGUCGCGAAGCUUCUCACUGUCACCGAAACCAAGCAUAAAGCACAUGAUCGGUAGCAGCUGUCCGGCUACGACGGGCAACAGCAGCAAACGACGCUCGCGCAAAACCGUCUCCUGUAUAUCGUGGCGCAAGUGGCCCCACUGCCGCCAAUCUUGAAGAGAUCCCG